Messenger RNA from Acinonyx jubatus (cheetah), 4446 nucleotides. RefSeq names its product multiciliate differentiation and DNA synthesis associated cell cycle protein (gene MCIDAS). The coding region runs from base 228 to 1382 and encodes 384 amino acids. Gene Ontology annotation, biological process: negative regulation of DNA replication; negative regulation of cell cycle. Gene Ontology annotation, cellular component: nucleus. The record is from RefSeq and is a predicted model, not a curated record. The transcript has 7 exons. NCBI's taxonomy places the organism in Eukaryota, Metazoa, Chordata, Mammalia, Carnivora, Felidae.
GCCACCUCUGGCGCUCAGGCGCGAGCCGCCCCUCCCGCUCGGCGAGUCUUCCCUCUCCACUCGGCCCUCCCUCCACACCUCUACAGCCACCCCUCGCCUCCAACCCGGCCACGCGCCUUCCCCUGGCGCCAGGCGGAGCGCUGAGUUUGGGUCGCCAACCCAGCCCCUGUCGCCGCCUCCGAAUAACCGGCACCUGGCUCCUGGGCCGAAGCGGCAGGGGAGGCAGGAUGCAGUCGUGCGGGAGCGCCGCGGCGGGACGCCGAGCCUUCGACAGCAUCUGCCCCAACAGGAUGUUGGAGCUGCGGGGCCGGCCUUUCAGCAAGCCUGGGAAGCUGGAGAAGAAGUUCGCCCCUCCGCGGAAGUUCUUGCCUGGUUGCAGCGGCGGCAGCCCAGUGUCGGUCUACGAAGAUCGGCGGGACGCGGAGCUCUCUGCGCUGCCAGCGCUCACCACCAUAGACCUGCAGGACCUCGCCGACUGCUCCUCGCUACUCGGGUCCGACGCGCCGCCUAGUGGUGACUUGGCUGCAUUGCAGAACCAGUCCCUGCAAACUGCUGCGGACUUUGAUCUGCAGGAUUUCAGAGACACAGUGGAUGAUCUCAUUGCAGACUCAUCCUCUUUGAUGUCGCCUCCUCUGACCGGCGGAGACUUUCCCUUCUCUCCUGGCAACGUAUUGCCAUUUGGGCCCUGUCUCUCUCCGCCGCUGGACCCAAGGGCACUGCAGUCACCGCCGCUGCCCCCUCCAGACGUGCCCCGGCCGGAGCAGUACUGGAAGGAAGUGGCCGACCAGAACCAGAGGGCACUGGGGGACGCGCUCGUUGAAAAUAACCAACUGCACGUGACGCUGACCCAGAAGCAGGAGGAGAUCGCCUCGCUCAAAGAGAGGAACGUGCAACUGAAGGAACUUGCCAGCCGGACCCGGCACCUGGCCUCUGUGCUGGAUAAGCUGAUGAUCACGCAGUCCCGGGAUUGCGGGUCGACAGCCGAACCCUUCCUGCUCAAGGCGACAGCCAAAAGGAGCCUGGAGGAGUUGUUCAGUGCUGCGGGACAGGAUUGCGCGGAAGUGGACGCCAUCCUGAGGGAGAUUUCCGAACGCUGCGAUGAAGCGCUGCAGAGCCGCGACCCCAAGCGGCUCCGGCUACAGCCGGAGCCCGGGAGUAGGGAUGACAUGCCAGGGAACCUCCACGGCACCUUCCGGGGGCUGCGCACAGAGUGCAGCCGGAGCGCUCUAAACCUGAGCCGCAGUGAGCUAGAAGAGGGUGGCUCCUUCAGCACCCCCAUCCGCAGCCAUAGCACCAUCCGCACCCUCGCUUUCCCCCAGGGCAAUGCCUUCACCAUUCGGACCGCCAACGGGGGAUACAAAUUCCGCUGGGUCCCCAGUUGAGCUGGGAUGAUGUUCCCCCAAACACUGCCCUGUAUCUGGACUGAAGAGCCUGGAGGCUAAUUGGGAGGCUAAUUGGGAACUGUUUCCCGAACCUGGCUUCAGAAGAACUCCCUCUGCUGGGCGAAUGCCACCCUGAAACUUUUUUUUCAGACACCAAAACGUCUCGAUAAUGAUGUCCUGAACAGUCCUGGUAUAAAACACUGUAUAUUCCCUUACCUUCCACAGUAUGUGCUGUAUGUGUGCGUGUAAACACAUAUAAAUCUCAAUUUUAAAAGUAUUUAUUUUAGUAGCUUUGAAUUAUGUACUUCUAGAGCUGGAAAGGACUUAGAAAUCACUUAGCUAUUUUAUAUUUGUAUAAUGCCCUAGUUUUAUAAGAAGGGAAAGGAGCCUGUAAGAGAUUAAGUAAUUUUCUAUAAUAAGAAGCAUUAUUGGGAACUUCCAGGUUUUCUCACUAGUCGUUGAAAGAUUGUAGGUCCAAUGCACAGGGGCACUUGUACCCCAAUGUUUACAGUAGCACUUUCAACAAUAGCCAAAUUAUGGAAAGAGCUUAAAUAUUCAUCAACUGAGGAAUGGAUAAAGAUGUGGUUUAUAUAUACAACGGAAUUCUACUUGGCAAUGAGAAAGAAUGAAAUCUGGCCAUUUGUAGCAAUGUGGAUGGAACUGGAGAGUUUUAUGCUAAGUGAAAUAAGUCAGGCAGAGAAAGAUACCAUAUGUUUUCACUCAUAUGUGGAUCCUGAGAAACUUAACAGAAGACCAUGGGGGAGGGGAAGAGGAAAAAAAAGUUACAGAGAGGGAAGGAGGCAAACCGUAAGAGUCUCUUAAAUACUGAGAACAAACUGAAGGUUGAUGGGGGGGUGGGAGAGAGGGGAAAGUGGGUGAUGGGCAUUGAGGAGGGCACCUGUUGGGAUAAGCACAGGGUGUUGUAUGGAAACCAAUUUGACAAUAAAUUAUAUAUUAAAAAAUUAAUAAAGAUUGUAGGUCCAGAAGCCAGGCUUCUGGGUGAUUGUUUAAUUACAUCACUCAACUUCCCCUGGUCCUAGAAGGACCCUUAAUUUUCUUACUGUUGAAAACUUUUAUCCUGGCUGGAAGAAUAAAAAAUUAGGAGAGAUAGCUAAAACACUUGCCUUAGGGCAAUAAAGUAGAGGCAAUGAGCUACCUACAAAAUAGGUGCUAAACACAUUUGUUUGUAAUGAUCAUUCAUAUAAUUUUGUAAGAUUUAUGGUUUAUUUUAUAUAUUAAUUAUAGUUUUAUAUGUCUGAACAGAAUAAUCACACAAAAAGCAAACCUUGUUGAUAAAAACAUAAGUGAUUUUAAGAAAACGGCAUAUUUCAUGUGAAAAAGUAUAUAUAUUUGUGUGUGUAUGUAUAUAUAUAAUAUGUAUAUAUAUAUGUAUGUAUAUAUAUAAUAUGUAUAUUUGUGUGUGUGCGCACAUGCACACACAUGCACCAGAAACCAGUUGGGAAAUCUUGGUAAAAACAAAACUAUCUAUUUGAAUUCCAUAGAUAAAACUGAGAUGUACAUUCAUGUCUUAUAUUUCUAAGGUUGAUCUUCUAAGAAAAACUUACAUGUUACACAGUGCCUUCACUUUGACUUUUUUUCUAUUUCCUUUUGUGUGGGGUUCCUUUUUCCAUUGGGUUGUGAAAUUAUGUGAGUAGCGUAUGUCAAGUAGUGAUUUGUCCCAACCUUUGCCAUUCUCAACCUGAGAGCUACUCCUUGCAUUUAUGGGUUCAGCUUGGGGGAGUUUCCAGCCGUAUUCCACCACAUCGCCCAUUCUGUCAUCUAAGUGGUGAUAUCAGGUAGCAGGGGAGCUGGGCAGGGCGGCAGGACCUGCUCCUCCAGUUUGUCCUAGGCACUGUUAUCUGUAUUUAAAUAGCCAUUUAGAAACAAAGCAAAAAAAAAAAAAAAGUGAUAGAAUAUACCACAUUUCCUCAUAUUUUGUCUAACAAAUGGACUCUUAAAAAGUACACUGGACAGUUCAGAAUUCCUUUCAUCAGCUUCUAUAUAAAGUUACUGCAGUUAAGCUUCAGAAAAAACAAAAACAACGAAAACUUUAGCUUGCCCUGAGGAGCGAUCAGCAGAAAGUCACUGACAUAUAAAGAGCACACAACCCCUCUCCUGUUUUCCCAGUACACAGAGGAGGGAGAGCCUUGGGUUAGUGCUGGGUGUCAAGGGGUUGGUGCCCGCGUCAAACAACUCUUCUUCAGUAAUUUCAAACCUGUAGGAGUAACCAACAGUUUCUUACACUGAAGUCAGUAUCCUGUACUCCUGCAGAAUAAACUCCCCUAAGAACACAUUUACAAGAGUCAGAGACCUUAUGGUACCACUGAUUUUACUAUUCUAUAGUUUUAAAGUUUUCCUUUUUGCUUUUUUCUUCUUCUUCUUCUUCUUCUUCUUCUUCUUCUUCUUCUUCUUCUUCGGAGUUGUUUUUUGAGAAAAUGAUAAACUUUAAAAACUGCCAUAGCUUUAAUGUUUGUUACUACUUGUCUGCAACCAAAUCUCAGCUGCCUAUUGUAAGUUUUCAAUUUCACUUAAUUCCAAGGGAAAUAAUGUGUCCCUCAACUUUUAAAAUAUGACACAGACAAUGUGGCUUCUGUUGACAAAUGAAUGUGCUACUUGGUUUGACAAAGUAUGGACGUCAAACAUGUGCUCUUCAUCAUGGGGGGGCCAUGCAUACGUGCUGCAAAAUCAAAGCCAGUCCAUUACAAACUUGGAUGCCUCCUGCUCGUGAUUUGGUGUGAAUAGAAGGACAUUUAUAAAGCUGUGACGCAAAUUAAGGCAACUUGUCCUUGUGAAUAUUAGUAACACUUGAAGAAAUAUAAUAAUACAAAAAACUUACUGUUGACUGGCUUUCAUCAUUCACUAUAUUUGGGGUCAGCAGACAGAAGGGAGGGAGAUGUUUUCCAAAGGUCACUAGGUUGAAAUAGGUGUCAUCCUCCCCUUGAACCUCUGUCAAUUUAGUGUCACUGGAAAUUAGAGUACAUAGCAUACAACAAAGAAUAAGUGAGAAAUUUUUUUUUGAACAAACCAAAAAUUAAUCUUUCCCGAAACAUAGAAAAUUAGCAAA